UUAUAGCUAAGUUAUUAGUCCUAAAAAUAUUUCACGAUACGAGCGAUUGGCAAACUAACACAUAAAAACCCAUCCCCAUAUAGAGAAAAAUCAGCGUGUUGUUAUUAUUAAACCAAAAUUGGUUAAAAUACGACAAGCGUGAAAUUUUAUGUCAAGAGCACCCAAAAAUGAGGAAAGGAAACGCAGCGUGCAACAAGAGCUGUCAAACGGGCCACGCGGAACAGAUCCGCCAUUUCGUUCCUAGCACCGUCGUGAACAGACGGAAAAAGUGCCGCUAAAAAGAAAAAAAAUCGGGAAGUGGGGUUGCGUUCGCGGAUUUGCCGGAAAAAGCAGGUAAGCCCUACCGUGCAGUCCACCGAUCAUCUUGCGCUAACAGUUUCUCACCCCACCGUGCAGAAAUCCACUCCAGAGCGCGUGCCAGACGAGCCGGAAGGUACACCUUCAAUAGAUUUGGCCGAAGAAAAGAAAAAGAAACCUAUCGUCGAGACAAGCCGGCCAGAAGAGGUGGACAGGAAAAAACAAAAAGAGCCGCACAACCACGCUGCGGCUCUUUUUUCCCCCCUCACCUCAACUGCCUUCCGGCGCGGCAAUUUCGGGCGAGCCGAAGAAAAUCAGCAGCCCCCUGGUAGACCCCAGGAGGCGCCACAAGUGUAGGACGGAGGCACGAAUCAACCAAGACCAGCAGCCCCCUGGUAGACCCCAGGAGGCGCCACAGGCGUAGGGCCACAGUUCCCGCAGUGCUGCCAAUCGGCACUCCGAAUCGCCGAGCAGCACAACAAAACUCGGAGACCCCGGGACUCUGCCGUGAAGAAAAGUGGAGGUCUUCCGGCAGAGAGGGUCCACAAGGGAAAGCAACAGCAACAGCGCCAGCAAUCGGCCCAGGCGUAGGGCGGCCGACCAGCAGCAACAGCGCCACCAAUCGGCCCCAGGCGUAGGGCGGUCGACCAGCAGCAACAGCGCCACCAAUCGGCCCCAGGCGUAGGGCGGCCGACCAGCAGCAACAGCGCCACCAAUCGGCCCCAGGCGUAGGGCGGCCGACCAGCAGCAACAGCGCCACCAAUCGGCCCCAGGCGUAGGGCGGCCAACCAGCAGCGACAGCGCCACCAAUCGGCCCCAGGCGUAGGGCGGCCGAAUAGCGGAAGAGGCACGAGGUGCCAUCCGAUCGGCGCUCGGUCGAAAGGCGGCGGACGCAUGCAGGGCAGGCGAGGUGCCGUACAGUGGGAUCCAUUCGGCGAAAAUGCGGUGAGUACACGCUGGUUUGGGGAAGUGUGGGUGUGUCUUGCCAUAAUCCUUUGUAGCCAUCAUUUUUAUUCAUGUGGCAUCGCCCACGAAAAGCCUCUUCAAUAAAUGGCGCCCAACAAAAACGAACCGCUUAAGUUUUGUUCGGGAAAAAUAAAAUAUCAUUUGUAUUUGUGAUGAUAUUAGUAUGUUUUUGAUUGUAACAGUAAUUUAGUUAAACCUACUGUUAUGUUAUUAUUAUUAUCGCUCAAUUUUUGUAUCGUAUCGUAAUUUUGUAAACUGUAAGUCCACAUUUGUCUGGUUUUUUGAUCCUAAUAAACCUAAUAAAGAAUGAUGAAUAAACAAAUUGAUUUGUAUCAUCUUAAUGAUGAGGAGAUGGAAUAUGAAUUGGCCUUGCGCCAUGUUUCAAAUCUAGCCCCAUGCUCUAGAAGAGCUAGGGUUGUCAAGUUAAAAGCUCUUGUCCAAGAGGACACCCUUAGAGACACCAUCUAUGUUAAUUCAGAACACGUAAUGUCGCCGGAGUUGAACAUCGAGGUCUGCCAGAGGGCAGUUGUAGAAUUGAGAAAUCAUGUUGAUUUAGCCACGCAGAAUAGAAAUGCCGAUCAAAUGGCUUGCGCGAAAUCGAGAUUGCUUCAUUACCGGCAAAGAUUAUCACUGAUUCCAGUGGUCGCGAGUUUAGAGGAAACGCGUAGGGUCGUGUGCGAGCUUGUAGAGACGCUGCUAGCUCAGAUAGAGUGCGUGAACAGUGCAGUCAAUAUGGUGCUAAGUGAAACAGAAAACACUAGCCUUUCAACUAGUGUCCCAACCAUCCAGGCAGAGAACAGUAGCAGUAGGGAUGCCUGCGAUGCGUUAACGAUUCCACCGAGGCCACAAGCAGCCGGAAAUGAUGAAGGAGCACGAGCACGGAUGCAAGAAGCGGAUGUCGAGCCGUCUUCUCUUCCAUUCCAAGGAGGCAGACAAGGACAGAGGGACUCGGAGGAAGUAAUCAUCCGGAGGUCGGGUAGUUCGGCUGGGCUGGCUGCUGUGAACGUUCUAGACGAACUGCGGUUCGACAUUCAACAACGACAAAGGAGGCAGCAGCAGUUGAACGACAGCUUUACAAACCGAAGUGGUAGCAACUACGACAGGCGGAUGCAGAAGGCGAUUCACAAUUGGCCUUUCAAGUUCCGAGGCGAAAAGGACACCACGUCCCUCAACAUUUUCUUGGACCGGGUGGAGACGUUUGCCAGAUCAGAGGGAAUCGACGAUCAGACACUUCUGGCUUCUAUCAAGCACCUGUUGCUUGAAGACGCCCUCGACUGGUACUCCAGAGCACUUGCCCAACGUCGCCUGUAUUCCUGGCAAGCAUUCAAGCAAGAAAUUCGACGGGAAUUCCUGCCUAGCGGGUAUGCUCAGAUCCUGAGGUUGGAAGCCAGCUUCCGUUUUCAAGGUGCCAACGAAACGUUCGAUAAGUUCUUCCGUGACAUCUCUACACUAUUCCGCUUCAUCGAUCCACCACUUACGGAAGAGGAGAAGUUGUUCAUAGUCAAGAAAAAUAUGAACAUGGACUAUGCAACAAUAGUAACAGCCGCUCAGCCAAAGACACUGAUGGACCUGGUCAACGUCUGCAGCAACUUCGACGAAACAAGGCUAUUACUGAACCAGCAGCGCAGGAUUCCAAUUCCGCACAACAGCUUACUAGAACCGAACUUCGCAACACCAGCAACAACAAGUCGAUCUCAGCAACACCAGCAGCAGCGUUUUGGGAGAUUGCAAGCAGUGGAGGCGGACGAGCAGUUGUACGGAGCCACAUCAUACUCAGCACCAUCGCAUCGGCUACCAAUACAACAGCCACGCUUCAACAGAGUACAUGCGGUGGAGAACGAGGUCCAGCAAGGUGCGGCUUCAACGUCAGCUAUCCAAACUGAAGCAGAUCUAGUGGAUCCAGAAGAAGCAAACGGUUUGCAAGGGGACUUUAACCAGCUGUACGAGCAAGUUUGUGCCAUGAAGCUUCAACUGGAGCGCAGAUCGAAUCGUUUCAAUACAGGACUACAACAGCAGCACUCUGUACAACGACCGGAACAGCGUCAACAACCGCCUACAACUUCGGCAGGUCAGAACAAUUUGGUGAAUCGGCAAGGCAGUCAAGCGGAGAACUAUCGAAUACAACAUCCGUUGCAACAGCAAGCUAAAUGGGCGCCGCGACAGCAGCCUCAACAGCAGCAGCUUCAACAACAGCAGCCUCAACGGCAAUUCCAACAGCACUAUCAACCACAGCUCCAAAACCAGCAGCUUCAGCAAGCAGGCAGCAACAUGUACGAUCUAGAUCCUGUUCAGCAUACAGCGUACCGCCCAGCGCUUUGCUGGAACUGCGAUGAGGAGGGGCAUAGGUUUCCGGAUUGCACGAAGGCACAGGCAAUUCUCUUUUGCUAUAGAUGCGGUCGAAAAGGUUACACGUUACGCAGCUGUCUUGUUUGUAACAGCGAAGCGGAAAACGCCGCAGCGAGGAGGUGGUAGAUGGAGGG
Uranotaenia lowii is the source of this 3743-nucleotide messenger RNA. RefSeq lists its product as uncharacterized. The transcript is spliced from 3 exons. NCBI's taxonomy places the organism in Eukaryota, Metazoa, Arthropoda, Insecta, Diptera, Culicidae. The coding region runs from base 1570 to 3735 and encodes 721 amino acids. Gene Ontology annotation, molecular function: zinc ion binding; nucleic acid binding. The record is from RefSeq and is a predicted model, not a curated record.